UGUGUGCGCUCUAUUCUGCUUUGUCCAUUAUGUCUGAACCCAUUCUCAUCAUCGGUGCAGGAGUUAGUGGCCUUGUGCUGGCACAGUACCUUCAAAAUCAUAAUAUUCCUUUCAAGAUCUUCGAUCGGGACUCCGCUGUUGAUGCACGGAGUGGUGGAUGGGGGUUGACUCUGCACUGGUCACUUCCUGCCCUGCGCGAGCUGCUACCAAAACACCUUGUCGAUCGUUUCCCCGAAACUUUCGUCAAUAAAGAGGCAUCGGCGCGCGGUGACACUGGUCGGUUCCAAUUUUUUGACCUGAAGUCAGGGACUGCGUUGUACGAUGUGCCUGCCGCCGAACGUAUUCGAGUCAGUCGCGUCCGACUUCGCGAUCUUUUGACAACAGGAGUUGAUUGGAGCAAAUCAAUUCAACAUAUCGAAUCGUCCGCCGAUACGAUCACCGCACACUUUGAGGAUGGGACCUCUCACACUGGCCGACUACUCGUUGCAUGCGACGGCUCAAGGUCGCGAACCCGGCAGAUUCUCUACCCAGAUACACAAAUGAACCAACUACCAGUUCAGCUACUUGGGGCUUCGACACUGUACACCGCGGAAGAGAUGGGUGGCGCCGAAUCAAUCGACCCUUACAUUUUCCAGGGAUCCCAUCCCGAUUCGAAUGUGUUUUUGUUCUUCAGCUUCUUGGAUACCCCCAGCAACUUUGAGGACAGUAGCAAAGACCGCUAUCAUUGUCAAAUUAUCGUCUCUUGGGCCGAUUCAAAGGGGAUUCCCGUCCCAGAUGCUAACACAGAGCGGAUUGCUUUGAUGAAGAGUAUGACUGAGAGUUGGUCAGAGCCAUUCAGAUCUCUCGUGCAAAAGCUCCCUGACGAUGUGGAGGUUCGCUCGAUUCGCAUCGAAGACUGGAUGUUCCAGUUGGGACGGGAGCACCCUCACCCCAGAGCGGUGCUGGUAGGGGAUUCGGCACACACAAUGACAAUGUUCCGCGGCGAAGGUGCCAACAACGCUAUUGUCGAUGUUCUGGAUCUUGUGAAGAGAUUGAAUCUGCAAGAAGCUGGGGCUCUUGAAACCGCUGCGUUGUCGUCGUGCAUUCCCGCCUACGAAAACGAUGUCUUCACCCGCGCUGAGCCUAGCUUCCUAAACUCUCGACAGGCAUGUUUGGAUGCUCACGAUUUUUCUAAAAUUGAGGGUAGCCCGUUGGUUGGAGUACGAAGUUUGAGAUAA
This is a messenger RNA of Penicillium salamii, 1217 nucleotides long. The record is from the annotation of a GenBank genome assembly. Lineage: Eukaryota; Fungi; Ascomycota; Eurotiomycetes; Eurotiales; Aspergillaceae.